Messenger RNA from Hyla sarda, 954 nucleotides. Its product is annotated as olfactory receptor 1G1-like. Gene Ontology annotation, biological process: G protein-coupled receptor signaling pathway. Gene Ontology annotation, molecular function: G protein-coupled receptor activity; olfactory receptor activity. The coding region runs from base 1 to 954 and encodes 317 amino acids. Gene Ontology annotation, cellular component: membrane. The transcript has a single exon. The record is from RefSeq and is a predicted model, not a curated record. NCBI's taxonomy places the organism in Eukaryota, Metazoa, Chordata, Amphibia, Anura, Hylidae.
AUGUCUUAUUUCUGUCCGCAGGCCAACAACAUGAAUAACUGUAUAAAUUCUAGUUCUGAACAUAACUUUUACAUUGUUGCUUUCUCAAUGUCUUCAGUGCGACAACUUGGGCUAUUUUUCAGCUUAUUGAUCAUUUAUCUUUUGGCUUUUUUGGGGAAUUUAACAAUAAUUAUUCUGAUAUGCCUGGUACCAAAAUUACACACUCCAAUGUAUUUCUUCCUGUGUAACCUUGCCAUUGUAGAUAUCACAUCUAUUACUACUUGUGUUCCUAAGUUUCUUUCCAUCACACUAACCCAAGAUCAUAGAAUUUCUUUUGCUGGCUGCGUGACUCAGUUGUUUUUUUUCAUCUUAUGUGCUGAUGGGGAAAUUUUCAUCCUCACGUCAAUGGCCUAUGACCGCUAUGUGGCCAUAUGUAAGCCCCUACAAUAUUAUAUAAUAAUGAGAAAGAACGUAUACAUUGUAAUGGCGGCCUCCACUUGGAUAGUUAGCACUUUGAAUUCCCUAUCGCAGGCUAUACUUACUUCUAUAUUAGAAUUCUGUAAUUCAUACAAUAUCAAUAAUUUCUUCUGUGAUCUGAAUUCGGUCAUUGUUCUCUCCGUUACAGAUCUUACAAGUAGGAAUAUUGUUAUGUUUUUUGAAGCUGUCUUUAUAUCCCUUGUACAAUUUCUGCUCACUAUAAUUUCAUAUACUUAUAUAUUUUCCGCCAUCUCGAAGAUCCGUACCUCUGCAGGACGGAUGAAAGCUUUCUCCAGCUGCACCUCCCACCUCAUCAUAGUUGUAUUGUUCUAUGGACCCCUUCUAUUCUUGUACCUGAAACCCGAAUCUGAAGAUACUAAAGAACAGGACAAAUUGCUUUCUGUGCUUUAUCUUGUUGGGGUUCCCUUGUUAAAUCCUCUGGUCUACAGUCUAAGAAAUAAAGAAGUUUGGGGUGCUAUUGUAACAUUUAUUAAAUGA